AGAUAUAACAUUCAUGCUAACGCAAUGGAUCGUGUUCGUAUGCUACAUCGUAUUACAGAUAUAAUCUUCCAGUAGAUUCUAGUACUUUCUAACGAGAUCUUCCAGCUAUAAGUAUACUACUUUCUUCCAUUAUUGUUUUCCUCAAACAAUUGAAAUAACACGAAAUAUUCGGAUCUUCGCAUUACUCGAGAAUUACUAAAUUAACAAGAAUAAAUACAAGGUUCGUUACAGAUACGAUCUUACGGUACAUUCUAAUAUCUUUUAAGAACAUUUCUAUCUUCUCUAUCUCGAAACACUCGUUACACAAACUUUCCAAGAAAACCAUCCUUCUCUUCUCAACGAAUACACCUAUACGUACUAAAUAAUUCCACCUUUCACGCAACAAUUAAAUCUCGCGAUCGAAAGGAGCAACCUUGACGCUACAGACCAAGAAGAUGCCGGAUCUAUGGCGGGGCAAAAGAAACGCGCGGUUUCCACGUACCGAUCACGAUCGAUCGAUCGAUUGAUAUUCAACGUGCAUGUUAAUGGGCAAUUAAUAGUCGCACGGCACUCGUAUCGUCGCAUACGCGGCGUGCCGGCGGCGGGGGCCAGGGAUGCUCUUUUCAAGCUAGACGGUUUUGUAAUCUCGGUGUCUCUCCCGGCGUCUCCCGGCGUCUCAUUCGUAUGCGGUCGACGUGGCCGCGAACGAGCUUAUAAGUAACGCAGUAAUGACACAGGCUGUCAUGGCGCGGAACAGUUUUCUCGGCUCCCAUUGUCGUUAAGCGGUUGGCCGCAGCUGAUUUAUCGGCGCCGCCAGGGAAAUUCCGCGCGCGGAUCUCUCGCCGGAUGCCUGGCUGCCUGUUCCACGUAUAUCUGCCUACGUGCAUUAACGUUGUUUUUCAUCGAACGGGAUCUAGCUGAAGGAUCUAAGCAUCAGAGGUUCGCAAGCGUUGCACAGAAUUUAGAAAAGGAGCUUCGAACAGGGUGAUUUUCGAAGAAUUCUUCGUCGAGCAUUUUAAGAGACGAAAUUGGUAUAUUCACGGUGCUCGUUGAGCGCGUACGUGAAUUUUCGCUCAAAGGGUCGUUAAGUUGACACUUUUACGUGUAAAAUAAUCGAAUUAGGAAUAUCAUUGGAGCUUUUGGAGAAGUUUCUGAGAGUUUCACGAGAAAAGUUUGGGAGAGAGGUUCGCUGACAGUGUAUUUAUGACCUCCUGCGCUUAGGAAGAUAACUGAGAUUAAAUUUUUGUACAAAUAAUCGAAUUAGGGAUAUUAUCAAAGGUUUCGAAAGGGGUGGAUUUUGAAGAUUUCGUGGUUGAGAAUUUUGAGGAUCUUGAGACGAAAGAUAGCAAGAACGAAAGAUGGUUAGACAGACUUUACUUAGUUUACUUAGACAAGUAACGACUGAAAUUACAUGAAGCUUUUAAAACGAAAAUACGUGUUGUUAACAUAAAUACAGAAUUCUUUCCUAUAUCUAAUAUAUACAUAUCUGUAUUUUUUUUCACUUUUUAACGAUAAAGUUAGAAAAGCAGGUUUGUAGAUCGACCGAGUAAGCGGAUCGAUAAGAGGCAAUAAAUCGAUGCCUCGUGUCGUAAAAUGAAAAAAUCGCGAAAUCCUAUUGGAAUACUUGUAUGAAUGUUUUAUCAUUGCGAAAGAAACCACGAUUAAAAAAAAGCCUUAGAAACACGUUAUCGAGCAGUGUUAUCAGAGAUUCUUGUAAAGAGGGGAACAUAGGGUUUGAAUAGCAUAUUCAUAUCGGUGUACUAUGUGCGAGUAUACACGGAGAUAGGCCGAUUUUUAUGACUAUCCAAGUAGACUAUCUAUCGAGCAACCGGCGUCUUAGCGUUGUCAUCGUUAAAUUUAGUCGAUGCACAACGAAGAGAUUUCGCGAAUCGAUUUGCAAAUAUUCACUGAUUCACGUUUCCAUGAAUUAUAAUCGAAAGUACACAAAUUGUUCGAUGUUAAUUAAAUUGCUACCUUAUAAAACUUUCCAAAUUCUUUAUAUAGAUGUUCGUGUAUUCAAACUCCGGAGGAACAACAUUUCGAUCAAGCAUCGAUCAAAUAACACCAGAGUAGAACAAAUUAUUCUAAUGCAACUUUUGCAUCGAACAUACGCUCUGCCGGUUAUUAAUAUAUUUCUAAUUGAUCUAUAAAUUAAAAAAAAAAAAAAAUGUGAAGUGGCUAAAAAGAGGAAAGAUCAUAGAACAGUAAAAUUACGGAAUUGUAUUCUCCGUAACAAUACGUACUCUUCAUAAGGAAAAAGGAACGAUUUUUUCAAUGUAACUCAUGUUCGAUAAACGUAUCCACCGUUUCGCGGCAACUGUUUUUACAUCGAGAACAGUCUGAAACAGGAAGGGAUAAAUAUUCCCGACAAAUUAUCGUUCUAGAUAUUACCAGAGAGAUAAUCGGCGAGAUAAGGACGCGUGCCUACAAAACUGUCCGAAGUGUAAAACCGAGAAACGAUACGACGUCCAAUUAAAACUGCUCCCAACGCGCAGCCUGUUUCAAUUCUUUUCUUUCUUUCCUCUCACCUCCGUUCUUGUAUUCUCUCUGUUCUUCGAUACUAAAACGGCACCGCUCAUCUGGCAUCGUUAAUUAAUCACGAAUAUUUAUUGCGUACUCACAUGCUCAUCCGCCUUGGUCUAUCUCGGGAGGCAAUUAGCGAAAUUAUUGCAUGAAAAGGAGAGAAAAAAUAUGUGCGAUUCCUCGCGAGCGCGAUUCACUGGCCCGUGUUCCACGGCCGUCGUCUCGCUGAAAGCACACUCCAGACAUCGACCGAUCGUAUCCUCGCAAUAAUUAGUUCAUUAAUGCCACAUUCGUUCCUCCUAUUCAAUUUCCCGAUUAUCCGCUUGAGGUAGAGCUUCUAACUCCGCCAUUCUUUCCAAUCGUCGCGUACCGAGCUUCGUUUACAUCGAAUUAGUUAUACCGUUCCUCUAUGGUAUUCCUGCGUUUCCUUCUCCCUUCGUAUCGUUUCCUUAAUUCCAAUCGUGAAUUAUAAUUUUCUGUAAUCUUUAUUAAGACAUCUAUGGUAUCUUCUAAUUAAGAAAUUUGCAGAGUAAAAGGAAAAUUUUCGAAACACCAAAUAUCAUCGAGUUGUUCUCAUCUUCGCAAUUGCGCAAUUUCCUCCAUCUUAUAAAUUCCAACCUUCCGCUAUUGCGGAAUUUCAAUCGUCGUCAAAUCUCCUGUAAUUUCUAUAGAUCCAAAUUUUUAUCGAACCAUCGUCAAAUUUUUUGCAAUUUAUUUUUAUCGAAUUUUAUCUGGAUAUUUGUCUGUUCCCUCCUAAUCUACCCGUCCCAAUUCUAAAAUACCUAAAACCUUAUCCAGAGUGCUUCAAUUGGGGUAGAAUUUGGAGAAUAGGAGGGCAAAUAUCGAGUACAAAAUCCUUUGAAAAGUGCAACCCUUCGUCUUCGAUAGGAAAGAUUCUCGCUUGAGCGUGGCUUUCCCGAGGAUCGGUAGGGCUGUCGCGAGCGGAAUCGUUCUUCAUCGAAGUUUCGAGGUCACUAGACAGAGGCAGACCAAUAGCGCGACAGACGGACAGACAGCAGGGCAAGUACACCGAUAACGACAAACUGGCCCGAGAAAAACGUCGGUGAAGCGAUAAAUCAGACCUAUUGCAUUCCUAAGAUAGCGCGUUGUCUGAAAGUCAUUACGCUGGCAAAAGUAAUUCCCAACUAAGUAAGUAAAGCAAUAAAUACAUAAUGCAUCCGGCGAGUUUCCCACACGCGUACUCGCUCGCUCGCUCGCUUAAGCGCGGGCGCACAGGCGGGCGACCGCGUUGCAGUCCCUCAUCGCGAUUCCAUGAAAUCAUGCAUCAGCGGGGACCACGCUGUGUGUCGCGGAUUUAUUUGCCACGCCACGCCGGAUCGCGACGCGAUUUCUUUUUCGCAAUCGCGCGCUCGAUCGUCGAUCGACCAAAGAAAAGGAAAAAAAAAAAAGAAUGAAACGAACGCUGCCUGAUCGUAUUGGAAUCGAGAGGGUGAGGUCGGACCAAAAGUUUCGUAUUCCGAUUCUGGAUACUUUUGCGCGAUAAUUUAGCAAAAUAAUGACGUUGGUGAAUUAUGUUAAGGAUUGUAGCUUAUAGUUUCUUAUUUUAGAAUUUCACACCGGCAUAGCAUGAUUGGAUGAUUCGUAAUUGUUGGAAGAUUACAAAGUUUCAUUUGAUUUAUUCUUAACUUUGUUGCAUUGUUACUAGAUUUGUGACUCGUAAAGUUCUACUAAUAGUAUUUUUGAUAGUAUGCAAAGAGUCCUAGUGGUCUCUUUUCACGUAAGAAUUGUUAAUGUACUUCUUGAAUAUUGGAUAAUUGUAUAUAUGUAGUUUAUUAAUCUGAUCGAAUGAAUCGCGUCAUCCAAGAUGAGAUAGUCUGGCGACUAACUUGACCAUAGAGAAUGUUUGGAAAUCGAUUUUCGGAUCGCGUUACAAAUGAAAUGUCACGAUAAUAUAGCGUUGGUCAUCGGUAGGUUAAAUUUGGAUGGUCGAUAAUUCUCGUAGCAUGGAAGGAGGAAGCGACAUUGUAUGAUUAUACAAACAGAUAGCAACAGUUUGAAUGGGGAAGAAAAUCAAAAGCUGGGAAUCUGAAUUUCCCUAAUUAAGAAGCCCCCGAGAGUUUCAAUUAACCGAUCCCUUUUUAAUAUUGCAUGAGCGUUUCGCGAGGAAAACGUGACGUUUGCAUACACACGCGGGCUCGAAAUUUCAGCCACGUUUCUCACGAGAGCCCUCUCUCCCUUUUUCCUUUUCCUUUUUUACGCCAGUAUAUUUACGCGAGUUCAAGGCACUUGGAAAUCGCGUCGCGCGUCGCGUCUGACCGCUGCUAAGGAGUUUCCACUGAAAUUCUCGUCCCACUGGCGUCGAUGGUGGUCGGGAAUGUUGGGAAAGAGGACGUUACGAUGGAGGAGCCGCAAUUUCUUCGGUGCCCGAUUGAAAUCCGCGCGCGAAUUUUUUUGCCAGUUCGCCGCCAGCAACGUUCGUUGUUUGUAAAGAAGUUUCUGUACUUACGGAGAAUAAUUCCGAUCGAAUCAGUCCAAUACUUUUCCAAGAGAUUCUCGGUUCUUUUUAAGAUUCCGUACGAGAUUUCCAUCUUCGUCGAUGAUUCCAAAGCUUUGCAUUCGACGAUUAUCAGGCUUAAACGAAGUUCCUGGAAUUAAACAGUUUUGAUAAGGUUGUUCGUCAUAGCGUUGAUCGAGGCGAUAGUUAAUUAAAAUUCGACGAAACACUUAGACGUUCAACUAUCGUUUCGUUAUCGUCGUUAGAUAAACGCUAAACGUGUGAUUGCACACGAUUGCAGGUUGCAAAUCGAUAAAGUCUUUGGAGACGAUGUUACACUCUUUGAGAUUAUCGAAGAGUUAUUAAGGCUUGCGAUCUAAUCCUUUUAACAUUCGUCCGAUAUCUUGCGAAAGCUAAAAACAGUUUUUUAUUUAUAAGUAAAUAUCACACAGAAUAUUCGAAAGCAUCGAAUGACGAAGCUAGAACACCAGCGAAGAAUCUCGACGGACCGCUAUUUCGUUCGCGAGCAUACGUGAACUCCAAGCUUCGUUUUAUAUUUUAAUUAAUUAAUUCGCUCGUUUGGUCUAGAUCGUUUCACGAAUAUCGAGAUAAUUAUUUAUGAGUUUACAGACGAGCGAGUGCGGCGCACUUUUGGCUACCACUCACACGUAAGCCGACGCUUUUAAUCGCGUGUAUGUAUAUGAGACACGAUAGCGUAAUACAACAGCGUUAUGCAUCUUUCGCAGCGCUCUGAUUAGUACACUGAAACCGCGGCCACCUUGCCGGCACGCUAAUUACUUUGUAUCAGCUUAAACUUCCUCGGUUUUCAGCGUAGUUACGUCUCAUUGUAGCUUUUAUUUGCCUUUUAUGGGCCAAUAAAGCAUCCGAGCACCGCCCCCGCUAACAAGUCUCGUAAUUAGGAAAUACAUACGCUUUACACACGAUUCUCCUGCUAUGCUGAUGGUCUAAUUAAGCCAGACAUCGUGACUAUAUUAAAAAACAAACAUCGAUGAGCAUCGAUCGAGCCGAGAUCCCAGACCGUGAAUCAGCUGACGUGCACGCUUGACUUUGUUGCGAUGCAAUUUGCAAGUCAUACGAAUGUAGAUGAAUUUGUGAAUAUAAAAGACGAGAUCGCAGAUCGUCGAAUACGUCGGUCUCGUUUGGAACUUUCGAGUUGACGCCUGAUGAAACGUGAAAAAUUUAAAAAAACGAUAUUCUCAAUGGUGUAGUAUCUGCAAGCACACGAUCUCGCUAUUAUAAGACCGCAUGUGCAUAAGCACGCGAUGACGGUAAAUUAGGUAGUUUUGUUCCUCUAAUUGUCGAAUUGCAUGUUUGUGCAUCGCAUCGUUAAGGCUAUAAAUUCGUUUGCAUCGAAUCUAACGGUGAUAUUACGUUGGAAAGAGGCCACGCCACACUUACGUAUGUUUGCAUAAGCGAUCAGAGAUAAAGCAGCGACCGAUCGAAGGAAUGAUUUUCGUUUAGUUUAUCUGCUUUUAUUGAUAUCGUAUACUUUCGAUUUCUAAGAAAAUGUGACGUAGAUAGAAUAUGAAAUAUCACUUUGACUUCAUAUAUGAGGAUAUUUUCCUUCACAGAGAAAGAAAUUAUCUCCACGUAUAUGAAGUCAUAGAAGGUUGUGUAAAUGUAAUUUUUGAAAGUGAAAUCACGUAGCCAGGCAAAGCGAACUUCAAGGACUAGAAUUAACCAAGAAUAUUACAAUCUAUGCCAGCAAUUCAUUCCCGAUCAAUUCUCCGUUGCUCCUUUGUUUCCAGAUCUCCUCUCGCUUUCUUCGCGCGUCUGUUUCCAUUUCUUCCUACCGUGAUCGCGAAAUGUCAGAAAACAAGAGGGACAUGGCGAGAGACAAUUAUCGAAAUCGCAAUGAAAUCGGGGAAAACGAAGAGGACGAUAGCGAAGUGAAGAUAAUAGGAAUCCAGAAGCGUUGCAAGCGGUGCAAAGAAGUGAAAAUCAAGACCGAGGUGCUCGACGAGAUCGAGGACUUUUCGGCGAACGACGAGUUGGAUGUCGAUGUUCCGUACGAAAGUGACUCUAGGAAGAAGAUACAGGAGCCACAGGAUUUUAUUUACACGUUCGAGAAACGUAGGAAAGAAAGAAGAAGAAGCUUGUCUUUGGUUAAAAGAGAAAUUACGUCGGACGAAUACGUAGACUUCGAGGAAUACAUAGAGGCGUUGACUACAGGGAAAAGAUUGAUUUGCAGCGUCUGCAGGAUAGAGUUUCCCGAUGAAGCGGAGUUCAAGACGCACAUGAUAGGGCACAGUCACGGAAAAUUGUUCCAGUGUGGCCUUUGUGCGAAGCAGUUUUCACGGUCCUCGGCUCUGAAAGAUCACCUCCGGCUGCACGAGACGUUCAAAGCCUUCAUGUGCAGGCACUGCAGCCUUCGAUUUCAGCAGAGGGAUCAGCUGAGGACGCAUCAGGCCGAGAUGCACUCAAACCGCAGGCCGUUCGAGUGCGGCGUGUGCAAGAAGAAGCUGCUCCAUCGGCAGUCGUUGCGCGAUCACAAGCUGAUGCACACCAAUGUGAAGCCGUUCGAGUGUUCGAUCUGCAAGAAGAGGUUCCUCCGGCCGAGUAGCCUCAGGGCACACAUGAUCGUUCACACCGCGGACUCGCCUUUCGAGUGCGACCUUUGUCCUGCCAAGUUUAAGAGGUCCUCCGUGUUGAAAACCCACAAGUUGACGCACACUGGUAUUAGAAGGUUCGAGUGCGACAUCUGCAAGCACCGGUUCCAUUUAAAGGGCGCGUUGAAACACCAUAUAUUGUCGCAUUAUGGCGUGAGACCAUACAAGUGCGAGGAUUGUGGCAAAUGUUACCGGAGGUCCUGGGGCCUGAAAGUGCACAGAUAUCGUCACACGGGGGUGAAACGAUUCGAGUGCGAUCUCUGCAAAUCGCGGUUCAGCGUGAAAACGAAAUUGGCCAAGCACAUUUACGGUCAUAUCGGCGAGAAACCGUACAAGUGCGAUUAUUGCGGUCGUCAGUAUGGUGAACGAUACCAAUUGAAGGCACAUAAAUGCGGCAACCCAGCUAAGACGAAGAUCAAUCGAUCUUAUUCAGAUUCGAUCACUCAGAUCGUGUUCUUUCGUCCCAAAUCGACGAGCAGUUCGUUCGAUUUGGAUACCAAGAUUCGAUGAUUGUAAUUAUCGAUCGUAUAUAUUCGUAUAUAUCCUAAUUAUGGAAUAACGAAAGAUAUUCAUUCUAGGUUUUAUAGAAGAUCGUUUGUAAUAUCGGAAAGAUGUAAAUUAAUUGAAAGAUCUCGUUGCCGAGGAAGCCAUUAAUUACGAGACCGAUUAAAUUAUUUAUCAACAAUGCAAAGAGGAACAAUGUACAUAGAAUGUUUGUUGAAUUGUUCAGUUUGUUAAAUACACGCCGGUUCUUAAGA
This is a messenger RNA of Bombus impatiens (common eastern bumble bee), 8345 nucleotides long. RefSeq names its product zinc finger protein 100-like. The record is from RefSeq and is a predicted model, not a curated record. Lineage: Eukaryota; Metazoa; Arthropoda; Insecta; Hymenoptera; Apidae. Gene Ontology annotation, biological process: regulation of transcription by RNA polymerase II. Gene Ontology annotation, molecular function: DNA-binding transcription factor activity; RNA polymerase II cis-regulatory region sequence-specific DNA binding. The coding region runs from base 6784 to 8097 and encodes 437 amino acids. The transcript is spliced from 5 exons.